AUGUAUAAGUUUAAGGCGCUUUUGUUCUUUGUGAUGAUUUCUGGCGGAUGUCACGGAUCUCAGGCAGCAUAUAAAAGAAGACCCCUGGAGGACCUUGAGACCCGCUGCGAUGGACACUGCUUCUCAAGGAUGCGAACAGUGAUGGAUUACGUUGUUGCCAAUCAGGAUCGCUGGAGUACCUGCAACCAAAUGAUAGCAAGAUCACAGGAGCCCAAGGACUCAUGGCUGGACAGGAUGGACUUGCCGGAAUCAUUUAUAGUCUUUGAAAAUAAUCUACAGGACAAGCUGGAUGCCCAACAUAAAGUUUUUAAUGAAUCGCUCUCCAAAGUUGAGAGUUCACUGGGGAAAAUCAUUUCGCAGAUGAACAGUAUGCAUAAUCAACUGGAAGCGUUGCAAAAGAAUUUUGGGCCAAAGGCAGUCGCACCAACAAAAAGCAUCCCCCCGAAGUUCGAGCUGAUUGGCUCAAGGUAUUUUUACAUCGAAAAGGACAGUUAUGUGGAUUGGCAAAGUGCCGCCAGUACCUGUCGCCAACUGGGUGGCCAUCUGGCCUCGAUUAAGGACCAAGAGGAGCUAGACGCUUUAAGCGUGAGACUCAACAACAAUGAGGGCUACUGGUUGGGCACAAACGAUCACGCAGAGAAGGGCACCUUUGUGUCCUUGGCCUCUGGUAAACCAGCCUUUUUGAAUUGGACAGAUGGCCAGCCCGACUAUUUGUUCGGACAUCCGAGCUGCGUUGACUUCUUUUUCAAGGAGUUUAAAAUAGCCAGGAACUUACUAAUGUUGUGUUCGAUCGAAAAAAAAUUUAUUUGCCAGGCUGAUGAAGAAGUUUAG
Molecule: messenger RNA, 831 nt
Organism: Drosophila elegans
Lineage: Eukaryota; Metazoa; Arthropoda; Insecta; Diptera; Drosophilidae
Product: accessory gland protein Acp29AB-like
Exons: 1
Coding region: 1-831 (276 amino acids)
Source: RefSeq, a predicted model, not a curated record